Messenger RNA from Acipenser ruthenus (sterlet), 1345 nucleotides. RefSeq names its product TBC1 domain family member 2A-like. NCBI's taxonomy places the organism in Eukaryota, Metazoa, Chordata, Actinopteri, Acipenseriformes, Acipenseridae. The record is from RefSeq and is a predicted model, not a curated record. The coding region runs from base 376 to 1209 and encodes 277 amino acids. The transcript is spliced from 7 exons.
GCUGCAAAUAAAACGGUGGCAGCACAAUACCAGCCUGGUGAAAAUACCUGCAGAGCCCUCCACUACCUCCACACAGCUCUGCCAGCUGCCUUCUGCACCUUGGGAAGGAACACAGUCCUCAAUAUCUGUGGAAACAAGCCAGCUCAGGAGCUGAGGCGGAGUGUGUUCAACUUUGACAAGAUUCAGCAAUCGGAAGACUGUCCCUGUGAGGAUCCUGUGACACAGAUACUGGGGGAAACAACAGCACCUCCAGCACCGCCUGUACCUCUGACACCCCCAGCACCUACAGUCCUUUCAGCUCCUUCAGUUUCUUCAGUUACAAACGAGUCUGCGCAGGAAGCAAAGACUGGAGGAAAGAGUUCUCCAUCAAGCAGCAUGAACAAGAGGGAGAAGAAAAUGACCAGUUCUCUUCAGCCUUCUGGGGAGAAGGUGUCAGGAAAGGAGGGGAGCCCCGUGGACAAACUAUCCAGACUCCAGCACGAGGUGUUCACGCUCACUGAGGGGCUCAAGUCACAAAAGGAGCUGGUGCAACUCCUUCACAAGGCCCUGGAGGCAGCAAAGCAGGAGAAGAGGACCAGCAAACAGUUCCUGGCAGCAGCAGGGGAGCAGGAGCGGCUGGAACUGGUGCGGCACAAAGAGAGGUGUAUCGCGGACCUGGACGGCCGCCUGGAGGCCCUGCUCAAAGACAAGGAGGAGCUGGAGCAGCGGCUGGCCAUGCAGGACUGCCAAGUGAAUGAGCUGCAGCAGCACGUGCAGCUCAUGAUGGAGAAGAACAACGCCAAGCAGGAAGUCAUCCUCAAGCUCUCCGAGCAGGUGGCCGCCUGCAUGGCUGACCCCCAGCGUACCGUAGCCAACUCCAUGGGCACAGAGACCUUCUGCAGGCUGCAGGAGAAGAUUGAGCACCUCAAGGACGAUAUAGAGGCGCACAAGAUGCAAAACAAGUUCCUCAACUCUGAAAUCUACCAGCUUACUAAGCUGUGGAGGAACAGUUCAGAAGAGGAGAAGGGCCUCCUGAUGAAGUGUGCCUACCUGGAGGCCAAAAACUGCCAGAUUGAGAGCAAGUACCUGGUCGUGCUACGCAGGCUGCAGGAGAGCAAAGGGCUGGACAGCAGUCAGCAGGAGAUGGUGAAAAGGCUCAUUGAGGACUCACUGCAGGGAGACAAGAAGGAUGUCUUUAAACUCAACCCUGUCAGUGGCGCUGGAUCGUGAGGACACGGACGCAGGUCUAUAGGAAGCGGAAUCCCAAUCGCUACCUGGAGCUGAGGAAGCACUGCGAGGUGUCGGAGCACCCGGCCUCGCGGCAGAUCAGGCUGGACCUGCACCGCACCCUCACCAGCAAUAAGCA